AGCAGCGACAAAAUAACCAGCAGAUAUCAUUUCAGCCUAAAGCUGAAGAGGAAGAAGCAAGACAGAAGUUUGAUCUCUUAUCUGGAGUAAGUGGGUGAAAAGUGAAGGAUGACCUCGACUUGCAGAAGCCUUCAUGAACACUACGUCUCAAACAAAGAGAGGAGGACCAGCUGGAUGACGUUAGCUGUGGCGUUGGGCUGCCUGACUGUCCUGGGAGUUAUCCUUGCCAUCGCAGUGCUGGAGAGACCUCCACCUCCAAAAGAUCAUGAAACUCUUCCAGGAGAAGCAGAAGGAAGCACCUUCACUGACCAGUGCAGUAUGGCACUUGUAGAGAGCAUUCCUCUACAUAUUAAAUACAAAGACAAUGAAACAUUUGGGAUCCCACUGGAGCAGGUCUGGAAGCAUCUUCUCUUCAUAGCAACGAGCAGGGUGGAGGUGGCUUCCUUUUAUUGGACAUUAACAGGAGAGGACAUCAACGUGAAUUCUUCCUCUGACAUUCCAGGAAGAGACAUCUUCAAAGAAAUCCAGGAGCUACCCUCCAGGAAUGUGUCGGUCCGAGUAGUGUCCAGCGUUCCCACGGUCAAAACAAACUCCACCGAUUUGAAGAUCUUGAUACAAAAAGGAGUUAAAGUGAGGAAAGUGAACUUUGGUCGCUUGACUGAAGGUGUCCUCCACAGCAAGUUCUGGAUUGUUGACAGGAAGCAUGUGUUCAUUGGCAGUGCCAACAUGGACUGGAGGGCUUUGACCCAAGUGAAGGAACUGGGAGUGGUGGUCUACAACUGUUCCAGUUUAGCGUCAGACCUUCACAAAGUCUUCCAGUCCUACUGGGAGAUGGGACAAUCAAACAGCUCCCUUCCACAACCUUGGCCAGCAAAGUAUGACACCAACAUCAACAAACACCACCCCCUGCAGGUGAAGGAGGAGAAUAGCACCAGCAGCCUCUACAUAGCUGGUUCUCCACCAUCCUUCUGUCCUAAGUCGAGGACCCAGGACCUGGAGGCGAUUCUCUCCUCAAUCUCAGAGGCUCAGAAAUUUGUUGAUGUUGCCGUCAUGGAGUAUUUUCCCACCAUAUUCUUCGAAAAGCCCCAAAAAUACUGGCCGUUUAUAGACGAUGCAAUCAGGACAGCUGUGUUUGAAAGGAAGGUUAAGGUCAGGAUGCUCAUCAGCUGUGGGCGGGACUCUAAUCCAGCCAUGUUGCCUUUCCUUCAGUCUCUGGCCUCAUUGGACUACCCUCAUCAUCAUAUCCACAUCCAUAUAAAACUCUUCAUUGUCCCAGUGGGAAACCAGUCUGAUAUUCCAUUUACCAGAAUAAACCAUAAUAAGUACAUGGUGACUGAUAAAACUGCAUACAUUGGUACCUCUAACUGGGCGGGGGACUACUUUGUAACCACAGCUGGAGUUAGUCUGGUGGUUUCCCAGUCCAACGCUCACCCUGCAUGGAGCACCGACGCCUUGCAGAGCCAGCUAAAGGAAGUAUUCAACAGAGACUGGCACUCACAAUUCGCCGUCCACCUGGAUGAUCUCGGACACAAUCCGGAUUGUGCAUUAUCACAAUGAAUAAAUCAUUAGUGAAAGUUUUUACUUUUGCAUCUUCGCUAAGGCUGCAUGUCUUAAAUAUGAUUUUAACAAAUGUUUUAGAAAAAUGCUCUUCGGUCUAGUUAAUCCAUUCCUGAUUUUCAUUUCUAGUUCCAACAGUUUUUAAGAUGAACAUCUUGGGAAUUUAGUAGAAAAAAUGUUUGUGUGAAUCCAGUUGGUUAAGGUUAGGGUUAGUGGAGUCACUAAAAUGAAUGGAAGUCAGUGGAGGGCCACACAAACAAAUGUGUGUGUGUGUGUGUACGUGUGUGAGAGAGAGAGAGAAUGAGCGAGUAAUUCAUCACAUUUGUAAAACUUCAGUAUUGUAAUGGUGGCUAAAAGCCCCAUGCUGCCUUAUGGGAAGAGUUCUCUGUGUAGAAUUAAACAGGAUGAGUCUGGCAGGCCAGGCUAACACACAACUAUGAGGAGGAUGCAUUUUCUGUUGUAAAUGACAACAAAUGUAAAAGUUUAGUACUUUUCUAAUCAAGUCCAAUCGGUAUAAUCAAACACAGCUGGACUCUAAUAGGGGCAUCUCAAGGAUGAUGACAAGAAAUGGAUCGCACCUUUAAAUAUAGGAGAGUCACAGCAGAGGCCCAGUCUCAACACUCGCACUGCACCCUGUAGAGUAUCAACUAAUCGUCCUAAAAUUAAUUGAUUUCAUUAGAAAAUACACAUUUUCAGAAAAGGAACGUGGGCCUUUUCUCCCGCAACAAUGACUUGUGGGUAAUACCCUUGCCCGAGGUCCGCAUCGCUGCGGACUUGGGUGAAGUGGUGCAAAUUAAGGGUGCAGAGGAGGCAUGGUCAACUUCCGCACUUGAGAAUCGGGACACCCUUCGCACUUGCACACCUAAUGUUACACACAGAAGAGCUUUGGGUAACAAUGACUGACCGGCAACAGUCUGAUUAUUAUAUGACCACCUGUUGAUGUGUCUGAUUUAAUAACUUAUUAAAACUUUGAUUUAGAAAAUAUUCAUCAUAUAAUUAUUAUUUAAUUCAAUAACUAGAAAAUAAUCUCAAAUGUCUGACAGCCUGUUAGAGCCACAGAAGAAGAGCAUCCAGCUGCAACUCUGAGAAGUUAAAAUAAAACCCUGACUUAUUUUCAGAUGAAAACACUGUUUUAUGAAAACACAACUUGUGUGUGACCUCACUUGUAAUUUCACAAACAUGAAAACUCAUCAGUGAACAUUUACUAAAGAAGUUCAUCCUCAUUUUCUCCUACAUUUUCCAUUUUCCUUCUCUAUAUCUUUUUCUUUCCCAUUUGUCCAGAUGAUUCCUCAUGAUCAUUCAUGUAAAUGAAAAUAAAGAUAACUGAUGUCAGGU
Molecule: messenger RNA, 2892 nt
Organism: Nothobranchius furzeri (turquoise killifish)
Lineage: Eukaryota; Metazoa; Chordata; Actinopteri; Cyprinodontiformes; Nothobranchiidae
Product: 5'-3' exonuclease PLD4
Molecular function (GO): catalytic activity
Source: RefSeq, a predicted model, not a curated record